UGAUCAAAGAAAGGCGAAGCUAAACAAAAGGGUAGCAUGUUGAUAGCAUUUAUUGAUAAAUUAGUAAAAUAUGCUUAUUUAUUAUAUUAAAAAUCUUGUUUUCAUCCAGGAAAUUAAGUGAGUUUAGUAUUUGAAUAACGUGGUCUGCAUGUAAGAUCGUAAAAUGCAGUACAAUUCACAGUGUAAUGGAGGCCAUUAAAAGUAAUUAUUAUGUGUAUUGGCAUACUUAUCGGCCAAAGAACUAUUGGAGAUAUCUUUAAAAUGGAUGUUUAAUUGCUUGUGCUUAAAGUUGUAUGAAAAUAAUAUGUUUAUAAACGACACUUAGUGAAAUGUGAAUGAGUGGUAAGUGGUCUAAUGUAAAUAGACCAUUAUUUUCGAAACAUGGCACAAAAUCAAGGGGAGGUUCAAGUGGGCACACCGAACCAACCCGUGAAAGACAAGGAUAUCUAUGCGUGUCUGCCUGACAUACGGUUGAAUGGUCCACUCGGUCCUGACGAACCGUGUCCAGGAGGCGAAGAAUUGCGGUGGCUGCCUGCGCAGGCGACUGACCGGGAUCUGGUUAUGUACUUAAGAGCUGCUCGUUCUAUGGCAGCAUUUGCUGGAAUGUGUGACGGGGGAUCCCCAGAUGACGGCUGUGUAGCUGCUAGCCGUGAUGACACUACUAUAAAUGCAUUAGACGUUUUACAUGACUCUGGGUAUGACCCUGGACGUGCUCUGCAAGCUCUUGUGAAGUGCCCAGUACCAAAAGGAAUUGAAAAGAAAUGGUCUGAAGAAGAAACUAAACGAUUUGUAAAAGGUAUCCGUCAAUUUGGUAAGAAUUUUUUCAAAAUAAAAAAAGAUCUUUUACCUCAUAAGGACACUGCGGAACUUGUCGAGUUUUAUUAUUUGUGGAAAAAGACACCAGGUGCUAGUAGUAAUAGACCACAUAGAAGAAGAAGGCAAGCAUCAUUAAGGCGAGUGCGUAAUACAAGAAACUCACGUGCAGGUACACCUAAAGAACAAACACCUGAAGCUACUCCUACAGUUCCCGAUACCAAUGGUUCUAGACCAUCACCAAACCCAAAAGAGGGUGGAGAAAUGAGUUCUGUUACAGAAGAUGAGAAUUCUGAAGAAGACAGUGAUUCUAGGGAAGCAGGUGAUAUGGCUAAAGCAGAUAAUGGCAGGACUGACAAUCCUGAAGAUUCACCGAGUAGGAUGAGGACAAGAAAUAAAUCUAAAGAACAAACUACUCCAAAUAGUAAGAAAGGACAAGAUGAAAGUGAUAAUGAUUCAAAAUCUAAAACAAAACCUAGCAACAAACCAAAUACACAAAGUACAAACAACAAUAUAACAGAAAAGGUUUUAUCUUCACCAGUCAGCAAAGAUGUGAAGAAAAAGGUUUUAGUGUCUAAUGGUAAAGUAGAUGUAUCAAAAGUUAAGAAGCGUCUUCCAGAUGAUUCAAAAAUAGAAGGUAUAAUGGAUGGGGAUGUUCAAAUAAAAAAGAAAAAGGCUGAGGAAAAUCCCCCUGAGAGCCCAUCAGGAAGUCUAACAAAUGACAGUUUUUCAGCAAUGGAGGAAAUUGUGGAACCUGAGCCUGAAGCUUGUGAUUUUAGUUUCAAUAAGACUGAUAAAGAUAUUAUUGACCAGAAUAAAGAGGCAGAACCUGAGAAAUCAAGUUCAAAGCCAGCAGAAACACAGGUCAAGGUUGAAGUAAAUCCUGAACCUAUAAUCAAAACUGAAAAAGAUGCCAUGCCAACUGCAUUUAAAGUUGUACCAGAAAAGGAUGAAAGAAAUGUUUUAGAUUUUAAAGCUGAUACAAAUCCACUGAAAAGUGUUGAAAAUGUUGAAUCCAGACCACUUACAAUUCCAAAUGCAAUAUUUCCGAAAACAGAACUUAUCAUUCCUAAAGUUACACCAAUGUCUACAGACGCAAUGGAAAAAAUUAAAAUCAAAGAAGAAGUGGAUACAGAAGAGCAAACACUCAAUUUGCAAAAAGAUGAUAUCCAUAAGGAUCCACUUGCACAUCGUCCUGGACAUCCACUGAACCAAAAUAAUAAACCACUUAAUUUAGAAAAUACUAAUUUCUUUGUCAAAGACAGUCAUAUUUAUAAUCCUAAAUUAAAUCAUAGCAUAAAAAUUGAAGGUGGAAUGCCAAAUAAUAUAUUCAAUCCCAUGAAUAUUCCCAAAGAUAAUCCCCUCAUAAGAAAUGCAAAAGACUUCUCUACGGGAUUACCUUCAUUUCCAUAUCCUCCCAACAUAAAUUUUGCUAGUGAUCCUAGUAAACAUAACCCUCAUAUGAAUCCACUUAAAACGGUUAUUAAAUUAGAACCAAGAGAUGAAACCAGUGAAAUGAAAAACCAGAAUACAGCAGAAAUAUUUACAGCAACAAUAUCAACAGCAAGUAAGGUGGACUCCCCCAAUGCACCAAGACUGGAUACAUUGCAAAGAAUUAGCCCAUCACCUACUAACACAAGGGGCUCCUCGCCUCCUCCAAUGGAACAUCCAACUACUACCAAUACAGAACCAAUUUCUCCAGCUCAAGAAAAUAAGGAAUCUGAUGUUGAUGAUAAACAGCCAACAGACUUGAAGACACAACCAAUGCCUCCUAAAUUAGACUCUCGAGAAAAUAGUUUGAGACAACCUCUAUUCCAACCUCCUGUUAGGCCAGAAAAUCUUGGAGUGAGAUCCACAGAGGCACCCUCGAUCCCUGUAUCAGGUCAAAGUAUGCCUCCUCCUCUCAGCCAGCCAACCAUUGCUGGUUUGCUUCCUCCUGGUCCAUUGAUAUCUGUAGGAAGCGGUUCAAAUGUCGGACCCUAUGGGUUCAUGCCUACUUCUUUAUAUGGACACCCUGGACAUCCUGGUCUAGAUAAACCAGGUUCACUACCACCAUUAAUACAACAAGUGCCCCCAUCACACAGCCUUCCAGGCAGUAAUUUAAUACCACCUCCAUCUAAUCCAAGUGACUCAAUGCCCCAGGACUUAAAGAUCAAACAAGAAGUGCCUGACAAUAUGCCGGCUAAUCUGUCUACACAGGGUACAGAUCCAUUGCAGUCAUUGAAAGAAGUUAAAGUGCCUGGUUAUCCCAUUGGAAGUGCCAUAGCACAACACUUAAGUACAGAAAGAGAUAGAGAAUCUAUAUCAAGUGUUGAGAAUAAUAGUAGACCACCAAGUCAACCUACAAAUGAAGGUUCUAAUAUGCCUAGUGCAUUCCUUGGACCUAGAAUAGAGAGUAUAAAGAAGGAACCUGACUUUUUGCACCAACCUCACAUUUCUUCUGCAAAUACAAGUCAAGGCAGUGGUUCAGAUUCAGUGAGUACUGUGCCUCCAGUAAAGAGUCCCCAUACUCCAACUCCAAUUAAGAGUCAACCAAGUCAUAAUGGAACUCCAGGUCAUGGCCCCCAUCCUUCAGCCACAACCUCACCCUUCUCAAGGCAUUUAACCAGUCCAUCACAACCGCGACAAAUAUCUGCCUCCCCUGUCCAACCCAAUACUCCGGUAUCACAUUCAGCUCUUAAUUUGAUGAACCCAACGCCACUUACAAUACCUGCAACUAUACCAGGACCAGUAAUGCAUUCUGGACAGCAACCGGGACAUCCACAUCCCCAUCCAUUUGCAUCGCCUCUUCAUCAUCCACAUCAUCCUUUGUUGCAUCCUUCAAUCUUUCAACUCUCAGCAGCUGCGGCCGCACAUGCAAUGCAUCCUUAUUACCCACACCCACAUCCUGGGUAUUCAAUGCCUUACCCCUACCCAUAUGGUCCAUUACCACAACCACAUCCAAUACCACCAAUGCAUCCUGGAUCUAGCACGCCAGGACGGCAUGAUCCAGUUAAACCGUCAACAAUCGAAUCUACGACGAUGCUUAGCUCUCAUCACAGUACCAGUUCUUCAGUGACUACCAGAUCCUUAAGAGAAAUAUCAGAGAGUAGUGAUGACCCGAGAAAUCCGAAUGCAACAGAAAGACAUCAGUUGCACGAGACUACUAUGACGCAUCAUCAUUCCACAAGCCAUCACAGUGCAGUGCACACGAGUACAGAAAAACAACCCAGUCAUGCUGGCGGGGGGACCAAUCAUACCCUAUCUAUAUCUCAUUCUACUUCUAGUAGUUCUUCCCAGUCUAUCCAACAUAAAAUUAAUACACAACAGAAAAGUAGCUCUCAUUCAAGCUCUCCCCAUCACUUAUCAGCCAGUGUUUCUCAAACAACCAGUUCUUCUUCGAGUGUUAAUGUCACAAAUAAUCAUACACAUCAUCACUCGCAUCAUUUAGCUCACCAUCCAGAGCGGUUGUCCCCGGCUGAUUCUAUGUUAUUAAGACAUCAUCCCAAAAUGCUCCCAGGCAAUCCAAAUCACCUUAUGAUUCAACCCCCAUCAAUGGGUCAUCCAAUGGGGCUUGGCCUACCUCCUGGACCUGGUCCCAGUUCAAUUGAAAGCUUACGUUUGCACGCUCAGGCUGCUGCGGGAUUACAGGCUCAUAGAUCCGGAUCCCCUCAUCAAUUAGCCCAUGGUCAUCCUCAUUUACGCGGGCCAUCAAGGCCGUUGGCUGACGAAACGCCUGAGCUCAAACUUGAAACACAAUCUCAGCCAGAAGAGGAAGAAGUUCCAAGCCCAGCACAUAUACCUCACGGGCCUAGUCCAGAGCCUAAAAUCGAAGAUACAGAAUGUCAUAGAUCACAGUCAGCAAUAUUCUUAAGGCAUUGGAACCGUGGCGAUUAUAAUUCGUGCACGCGAACUGAUCUUAUCUUCAAACCAGUGCCAGAAUCAAAGUUGGCACGAAAACGUGAGGAGCGGCUGCGGAAACAAGCAGAAAGAGAUAGAGAGGAAAGAGAAAAGAUAGCUCAACAAGCACAUCGAAAGAUAGCGACACCUGAGAAACCCGAUACUAAACCGCCAUCCAGAGGGGCGAUAGAAACUAUAACAUCACCAUAUGACAGGUUUCCAAGGCCUCCUGGUUAUCCUGACACCCCGGCUUUACGACAAUUAUCCGAGUAUGCACGCCCGCAUGCCGGAUUUAGCCCUGGGAAUUUACCACGUCAUUGCAUGGAUCCCAUGCUACAAUAUCAGCUCUCUUCUAUGUAUGGUGCUGCGGGUGCGCGAGAGCGGCUCGAACUAGAACAUCUCGAAAGAGAAAAGAGAGACAGGGAGAUAAGGGAACUACGAGAGCGAGAGUUAAACGAUAGGUUAAAAGAAGAAUUGUUAAAAAAUAACGUCGGUCCCCGUGCACUCGACCCACAUUGGUUGGAAAUGCACAGAAGAUACGGAAUGCCGCCUCCGCCGCCGCAAGGCGCGAUACCUGUUCAAUUCGGUUUAUACCCUCCGGGACACGGGCCAGCGGCCCUGUCGCAGUUGGAGCGCGAGCGCUUGGAACGGUUGGGCAUCCCGCCUGCAGCUGCCUCGGGCGCUCCGCCCUCCGUGCCGGUAUCGGCGGCGCCGGGCCACCACCCGCAUCAUCCGCACCCCGGCGUGGCGGCCGCGCAGCUCGAGGCGGCUGAGCGACUCGCCCUCGCCGCGGAUCCGAUGGUGCGACUCCAGAUGGCAGGGAUCAAUCCCGAGUAUCACGCUCACACUCACGCGCAUACUCACGCACAUUCACACACUCACUUGCACCUGCACCCGGGUCAGCAAGCGGCGGCGCAGGCCCAGCAAGAGGCGCUGGGGCUGGGGCUGGGGGCGGGCGGGCCGUACCGGCCGCUGCCUCACCCGGACCUGCUGGGGCGGCCGUACGCGGAGCAGCUGGCGCAGCAGGCGGCGGCGCACGAGCAGCUGCAGCGCCAGUUGCUGCUGGAGCGCGAGCGCGGGUUCCUGCACCCGGCGCACCACGAGGACUUCCUGCGGCAGCAGCGCGAGCGCGAGCUCAAGGUGCGCGCGCUGGAGGAGGCGGCCCGCGCCUCGCGCCCGUAGUGCCCCGCGUCCUAGCGCCCUCCGCCCGACUCCGUCGUUAUUGUUGUUGAGUGAUAACUACCAGAGUGGAGUUCGAUACCUUAACACUGAUAGGUUCACGUGUAGUGUGCUGACCGUAAAACCAGUGUAAUGUUCAUCUGUAAUAAUACACUUGUAAUAUAAUAAAUAAGAAGUGUUCACUUCUAGAGUAUUGAUGACGGAAAUUAUUUCAUAAGUAUGUGUGUGUUACAGUUGUAAUUUAUAUUUAUGUAAUUUUAUAAUGAUUUUAUAGUUGCAUGGUCUCGUAGUAUGCUUAUUUUCCAUGCUCAAAUUUUUAUUUUUAACAACUAGUCAUAAUUAAAAUUUUAAUGAAUAUUAAGAAACGAGUCACAAUAAGUGAAAAUUGGCAUAGAAUACCUUAUCAUGUGCUACUUGAAAAAUUUAUGUUUUUACACAAUAUGUGAAAAUUGGCAUAGAAUACCUUAUCAUGUGCUACUUGAAAAAUUUAUGUUUUUACACAAUAUGUGAAAAUUGGCAUAGAAUACCUUAUCAUGUGCUACUUGAAAAAUGUAUGUUUUUACACAAUAUGUGAAAAUUGGCAUAGAAUACCUUAUCAUGUGCUACUUGAAAAAUUUAUGUUUUUACAUGGGUUAUUUGACUGAAAACAGUUUAAUGGUUCAGAAUUAUAUAAGCUAGCUUUUACCCCAAGUUUCAAGAGAAGAUUCGUUCGGUAACACGUGAAGAAAUAAUAAACAAACUUUCUUUCGUAAUUUUAUUAGUUUGGAGAUAUAUUAUUACAACUUAUAUGCAACAACCUUGAAAUAUUCUUUCAAUUCAAAUAUUCUCUUAAAGCGCCCACACUGUCGCUUCUUCUGCUCAUCCAGACUUAUAAUAAAGCGAAAAGAUCCAAUGAAAUUUGGUACACAAAUAGAAUAGAAUAACAUAAGCUUUAAUUUUUUUCUGAAAAUUCCAUGGGAGCUAAGUCCUGCGCAAAAGCUGUAAAGUCCAUAAUCUAUUAAAAUUUUUAUUUAUGUAGAAGAUACCUACGUAUUUAUCACUCAUCAAAUAUUUGAAUGCAGUCAAAUAACUUAUUACUAUAUAACAAAGGUGCUGUUUCUUCGCGUGUGACAGUAUAUUAUAAUUAUUGUAUUUUCACAAAACAAAUGUCCAGAAAAAAUAUGUUUCUUCAAGAAAUUCAACUCUUGUCAAAGCAGGUGUAAGCAAAUAUUUUGGUUAGAUAUAUCAACUCGGGAAAUUACAUACAUAUAAUCUUAAAUAUUUCUUUUGUGUAAGACAAAGCCAAAAGUACUAUAGGCAAGUUUUAUAGCAAUCUAUAUAUUUUCAUGAUUUAAAAUUAUAAAAACGGCAUAUUCUCCAUUUUCAUGUGGUUUUCUACAGUAAUCUAAUGCCUAUUUAAAAAUAGUUCAAAAUAGAUACGCCAUGCGCAUACAGUACUAGUAUCAGGGGCUGUCUUUUUCAAUAAACUAAAGAGAAUAAAUACACAAGGGAUGAGUCUUUAAUGAUAUUACCAAAAGUUAAGUAAGUUUUCUCAAAGUUCAUUAUUAUACAACGAUUAAAACUACUUGCCGAUUAAAAUGUUGACUUUACGGUUUAUUUAUGUUGUUGCCUGUACCCCAGACUAAAAGGUUUUUUUUUUCAUCGACAUGGCAGGGGUGAGAUGGUAAAAUUUAUCACCGAAUUACAAAGUCUUGAUUACAGUUAUAUUUAUAUCGAUCACUCUUACUAUGUAUUUCUUAGAAUCAAUUUCCGUAAAAUAUAUUUACGUUGUUUUAACAUAAUUUAUUAUUCCCAUAAUGGUAUUUAUUAAGAUAGUUCUUACAUACAUACAUAAAAUCACGCCUCUUUCCCGGAGGGGUAGGCAGAGACUACCUCUUUCCACUUGCCACGAUCUCUGCAUAUUUCCUUCGCUUCAUCCACAUUCAUAACUCUCUUCAUGCAAGCUCGGCGGUUUCGGGUACUUUUGACCUGACCCUUUACCAGGACGUCCUUAAUUUGAUCAAGAUACGUUCGUCUAGGUCUUCCCACUCCGACCUUUCCCUCUACACCCUCCAUGUAGGUAUAUCUGCUUAGUCAACCUGUUUUCAUUCAUCCUCUCCACAUGACCGAACCAUCUCAACAUACCCUUUUCUAUUCCUGUAACUACAUCUUCUUUCACAUCACAACAUUCUCUUAUCACGCUGUUCCUUAUCCUGUCACUCAAUUUCACACCCAUCAUACUCCUUAACGCUCUCAUUUCCACUGCAUUUAUUCUGCUUUCGUGCUUCGUUUGCCAUACCCAACUUUCACUCCUAUACAUUAAUGUCGGGACCAACACGCCCCUAUGCACAGCCAGUCGAGCCUGUUUGGAUAGUUUCUGACUGCUCAUAAAGGCAUACAAAGCUCCAUUCACCAUGUUCCCCGCGUUCACUCUCCUUUCAAUAUCACUAUCACACUUGCCAUCUGAUGUAAACUUUGAUCCUAGAUAUACUAACUCUUUCACUUGCUCAACUAUUUCUCCUCCAAUCAAAAUAUUACAUGCUGUCAUUUCUUUCUCCAUUUCAAAAACCAUAGAUAGUUCUUAUUUGAGAUAUUUUCAAAUGUGUGUUGACAAGUGGUUUUAUGUAUGGAAAAAUCAUACCACAUAUCUAUCAGUGUUACUCUAUGAGAUCUGCACAAAUUAAUUACAAAUAUUUAGUCAAAGUUACGAAAUAACUUUUAAUAAAAAACUAGUGACUCUGACAACUCGUAGUAAAUGAUUUUCUCUUUAAAAAUAUUUGUGCUUAUUUUGUGCAAAUCUUUAAAUAAUAAAUCUGAUCUUAUUGCCUUAUAUGCAAUAAUUUAACGAUAAAUUAAGAUAUUGUGGUAUAGUAAAUGCCAGUUGCACAUGGUUGUACCAAUUUAUAUUGAGCGUUAUUACCGCCGGCCACUCAGCGUUAUGACUGCUUACAAUAGCCAUAUAUUAGUUUCCCGUAUUUAUGUUUCAUAAAUAUGAGUUUAUGGUCAUUUGACACAAAACUACGAAGUUUUCCUACUUACUCGUUUUGUCAAAAAAUUUGACUAAUAAGAAUUGAAUUAACGCGGAAAGUGUGUAUGAACCUAUCGCUUUCACCACGAAAAAAGUUAUAUUCUGAGUUAAUUUAAUUGUGCCUACAGGUAAAUGGUUUUUGUAACAUUAAUGUUAACGCAAGUUGUGAAAAACACGUUUUGUAAAUAAUAAAUUACUUGAAAUUGAGAAGAAAGGUUUGAAAACUAAGUACUUUUUUUUCAAUGGAAUCCAGACUUUGUCUCCGUCAUUUAAAUUUUCAAUUAACGAUUUACAAUUAAUGCCAAAUAUUGGCAUUGUAUGAAGAAAAUUAAAUAGCUGUGUGAAAUUUGUAAUUAUAAAUGUUAUAAUUACAAUAGUAACAUAAAGACAAAAUUUUCGUCGUACAGUUAAGGACAUAAAACUAUGGAACAGUUAUAUAGAUAAACACGCAAACGUUAUCGACAUGACGAUAUUUUCUAUAUGCACUACAAAAAUAAGUUACGCGAUAAUAAAUGGUAAAAUCUAGUAAGUCUUAAGUAAUUUGUAAGUUGUAAUUUUCGCCCAAUGUACACAUUCAAUAAUUAACUCUAUUGCACUGUAAUGUAAUAUAAAAUCCAUUUGUAACAAAUCCUUUUAGAAUUGAAGUUAUUUAUGUAAGAUAUAUUAGAUAUCUUUACUAAUUUCAUAAGGCGCUUUUUAGAUGUUACGUUGGGUAAAGCCAUAGUUUUCAUUCUGACAUUAAAAGAGAUGAGUAUUAUUUUUAGAGAAAAAUUAUAUCUUAAUUAAGAGGUUGCGUGUCGGUUUAAAACUUCAUUUAUUUAGACAAUAAGGUUAAAUGGAUGUCUUAGUGCUUUUGUGUAAAUUUUUUUGAAUAAUAUAUGUGGAAAAAUUC
Amyelois transitella is the source of this 9770-nucleotide messenger RNA. It is a transcript of the gene Gug, whose product is annotated as arginine-glutamic acid dipeptide repeats protein-like. The record is from RefSeq and is a predicted model, not a curated record. Lineage: Eukaryota; Metazoa; Arthropoda; Insecta; Lepidoptera; Pyralidae. The coding region runs from base 382 to 5874 and encodes 1830 amino acids. Gene Ontology annotation, cellular component: nucleus. Gene Ontology annotation, molecular function: transcription corepressor activity. The transcript has a single exon.